Messenger RNA from Racocetra persica, 295 nucleotides. The record is from the annotation of a GenBank genome assembly. NCBI's taxonomy places the organism in Eukaryota, Fungi, Glomeromycota, Glomeromycetes, Diversisporales, Gigasporaceae.
ACAGUUAAGCGACAAUUUUCAAGAUCUUAGGAAUGAAAUGUGGCAAAGAAACGUUCAAGGCACUCAAGGCAUUCAAGGUGAGGAUCUUUCGGCCAAAGUGUGGAAUGUAAGUAUUGUAGAAAGCAAGAAUAAUUUAGGCGUUGUCAAAUGCCUUUUCUCACGUGUAAUAUAUCCCACCCAAGAUGAAAUAAAAGAGUCCCUCAAGGACUACUUGAAUGAAAAGUUUACUGAAUUCGUGGCAAACUUAAGUGCUAAUGAUUUUGCAAACCAGUUCCAUGGUGUAUGGUGUUCUCAG